This is a messenger RNA of Arachis stenosperma, 273 nucleotides long. Its product is annotated as late embryogenesis abundant protein 2-like. The coding region runs from base 1 to 273 and encodes 90 amino acids. The record is from RefSeq and is a predicted model, not a curated record. The transcript is spliced from 3 exons. Lineage: Eukaryota; Viridiplantae; Streptophyta; Magnoliopsida; Fabales; Fabaceae.
AUGGCAUCUCAUGACCAAAGCUUCAAAGCUGGUGAGGCCAAAGGCCAAACUCAGGAGAAGAGCAACCAGAUGAUGAGUAACAUUGGGGACAAGGCCCAAGCUGCAAAGGACAAGACGGCCCAAACAACCCAAGCAGCAAAGGACAAGACCCAGCAGGCAGCCCAAGCUGCAAAAGAGAAUUUUUCGUCUUCUCACUCUGUUUUGGGUGAUUUUGCAUUGGUUUUGGGUGAAAAGGAAAAAAGUGGUAGUGAAAAGGAGAAAGUAGCAGAUUAA